Molecule: messenger RNA, 1060 nt
Organism: Aspergillus ochraceoroseus IBT 24754
Lineage: Eukaryota; Fungi; Ascomycota; Eurotiomycetes; Eurotiales; Aspergillaceae
Product: proteasome regulatory particle base subunit RPN10
Exons: 4
Coding region: 1-849 (282 amino acids)
Biological process (GO): proteasome-mediated ubiquitin-dependent protein catabolic process
Cellular component (GO): nucleus; proteasome regulatory particle, base subcomplex; cytosol
Molecular function (GO): polyubiquitin modification-dependent protein binding
Source: RefSeq, a predicted model, not a curated record
AUGUCGCUCGAAGCUACGAUGAUCAUCGUUGAUAACAGCGAAAGUAGCAGAAACGGUGACUACACUUCGACACGAUGGCAAGCUCAGAUCGACGCCGUCAGCGUCAUCCACACCGCCAAGAUGCGCGUACAUCCUCAAUCGGCUGUGGGACUAAUGAGUAUGGGUGGCAAAGGUCCCGAGGUCUUGUCUACAUUCACUACCGAUUUUGGCGGGAUUCUGGCUGGUCUGCACCGCACGAAGAUCCAUGGCACUGCCCAUCUUAGCUCAAGUAUACAGGUGGCGGGUCUUGCCCUGAAGCACCGUUCCGAAAAGUCCCAAAGACAGCGCAUCAUCGUGUUCUCCUGCUCCCCGAUCGAGGAAGACGAGAAGACCCUGGUGAAACUCGCAAAGAAGAUGAAGAAGAACAACAUUUCGAUUGAUGUGAUUGCCUUUGGGGACCUGGAAUCCGACCAGACCAAGAAACUGGAAGCGUUUGUCGAAAAUGUUAAAGGUGGCGACGGAUCCAACCUAGCGAUCAUCCCACCCGGACCGAGCUUGCUUAGUGAGGAGCUCCAGGCCACGCCUAUUCUAGGCGGGGAUGGCGCAGGAGCUGGUGGUAUGGGCGGAGACAGCGGGGAUGUUGGCGGUUUCGGACUGGACGAUGCGGCGGAGAAUGACCCGGAGCUAGCAUUUGCUUUGCGUCUAUCACUAGAAGAAGAGAAAAACCGACAGGAGAAGGAGAAGCGCGAGCUUGAGGAGCAAGAGCGGAAGGUGAACCUCGAAGGGAUCCCCGAGGAGGGACAACCAUCUGGCGAGUCCAGCGGGGCCCAAGACAAGAAGGAGGAUCCGGACAAGAUGGACACUGCGUAAUGAAGGAGAAACCGAGUAUUCCGUUAUUUUUCACGAGGAUGGACCAUUUUGAUGCAUACCCGGCGUUGCGAUUGUAAUAUGAUGAUUCCGUGUAAUUCUAGUAGAAGGGGAUCUAACCCGGGGGACGCUUUGAAAGAAAGAAUCAAUCUUUUGGAGCGAGUGUCUACGAAAGCACCAAGCUCAUUAAUUACAUAUAAAAAUCCUAAAUAAU